UGUGUCUCAACACAUUUUGUGUUGAAUGUUUUGUUGUUAGUUGUUGGAGGUGGCGGAUUCCAUUAUGGUAGAAAUUUAUUUCUGAGUGGUGUGUGCAGAAAGAGAGAAAAAAAGUGGUAAUGGCAGAUGCUAUGGAUUUGAGUUCUAAAGCAAAGGAACUAGACAUGGAGGAUUCAUUCCAUGAGAAGAAACACGUGAAGAAGUUCGUAAUUGCAUGUGCAGUUCUGGCCUCUAUGAACUCCAUCUUGCUUGGCUAUGAUGCGGGAGUGAUGAGUGGUGCCGUUAUAUUCAUACGCAGAGACCUAGGCUUGAAUGACGUGCAGGUUGAGAUGCUGAUUGGAUCGCUGAACUUGGUAUCUCUAGUGGGCGCCGCCCUUGCGGGAAGAACCUCGGACGCCGUGGGGCGAAGGUGGACAAUGGCCCUUGCAGCUCUCAUAUUCCUUCUGGGCUCCGUCGUCAUGGCCGUGGCGCCAACCUUCGCGUGGCUCAUGGUGGGCAGACUUCUCGGCGGAUUAGGAGUCGGCUACGCUCUGCUCAUAGCGCCAGUCUACACCACAGAAGUGGCUCCGGCCGCCUCGAGAGGCGCGCUCACAUGCUUUCCCGAGAUUUUCAUCAACGUGGGCAUUUUUAUCGGCUAUAUCUCAAACUAUGCUCUGAAAGGCCUUCCGGAUCAUCUCAACUGGAGGGUGAUGCUCGCAUUAGGCGUCGUGCCGCCCAUUUUCCUGGGCAUAGGCGUGCUCGCCAUGCCGGAGAGUCCGAGAUGGCUGGUCAUGAAAGAACGCAAUGACGAUGCUUUGAAAGUUCUGCUCCGGACCUCCGAGUCCCGGGCAGAGGCGCACGAAAGGCUUGCUCAGAUCGCGGAAGGCAUUACGUACGCCCGCCAAAAGACGAGAAAUAGCGGCGGUGGCGGCGGGAGCAUGCAAUCGUCCGGCGAGGGGACGUGGCGAGAGAUUUUUCGGGCGACGGCGCCCGUGAGACGGAUGCUGAUCAUUGCGCUGGGCUUGCAAUUCUUUCAGCAGGCGGGUGGAAUCGACGCCACGGUGUACUAUUCCCCCACGACGUUCAAGGCUGCGGGGAUGAAAAGCCAGGGUGCAGUCCUCGGGGCCACCAUGGCCGUGGGCUUUGCCAAGGCCGGAUUUGUCAUUGUGGCGGCUGUUUUGAUCGAUCGAGUUGGGCGAAGGCCCCUGCUGCUAACCAGCGCAAUUGGGUCCACGGUUUCUUUGCUUGUAUUGGCUCUGUCUUUGCAGUUCAUAGGAAAUGCGCCUGGUGCUGCACACCAAGCCGCUGGGUAUUUGGCCGUCAUUGCGGCUUGCGGGAACGUGGCGUUUUUCUCUAUCGGAAUGGGGCCCGUGAAUUGGGUGCUCGGGUCGGAGAUUUUUCCGCUCCGGCUUCGGGCAAAGGCCGCAAGCCUUGGCGUCGGAGUGAACAGAACUUUGAGCGGCGUGGUGUCCGUAAGUUUUCUCAGUCUGACAGAUGCGAUUACUGUACCCGGGGCUUUCUUUUUGUUCGCCGGUGUUUCGUUUCUGUGUUCGGUGUUUAUCUAUUUCCUUGUGCCAGAGACUAAAGGGAAGACCUUGGAAGAGAUUGUGGCCUUUUUUCACAUUGGGCACGAGCACGAAACGCUGGGUUCGUCUCAGGUUGAGAUGGGGAACAGUGCCAGUACUGUUCAGACAGCUGUGAAGUUAAAAGAUGGGAGCGAACAAACAGGUGAGAAGCUGAAAGAGGGCAGUAAUACUCAGGAAGCAUGAUAAUAACAAAAUCUGUACCAUGCUGAUACUUUUCUGGUGCCGUGUCCAGAGAGAUCUCUGAGACACUCUAUUUUACUGCGUGGCGUUUGUGAAUUUUGCCUGUGACAGUUGUCGCUUCUUUAAACUUUACUCGUGGAGGGGUGAUCUUUAUCUUGUGCUUCGUAUAAAUGGUUAUAUAGUUUCAAUUCUGUCUCUGCACUGACAGAGCAUUAAGCACGGGAUAUAAAGCUUUGAUGCAGGUUUUUGUUUUUUCCUGUAACAUUGAUCAUAGCUGCGAUACAUAUAAGAAAAAAAAAGCAUAUAGCUCAGAUCUCAGAGACAGGGCUCUAUAAGUCUAGAUUUGGUUGGAAGAAUAUAUUUUAAAUUUUAUUUUGUUGGAGGGUUCAUUUAAAUUUAUAUAUAAUAAAUAAGUUUUUUUUGGAG
This is a messenger RNA of Cryptomeria japonica (Japanese cedar), 2171 nucleotides long. RefSeq names its product probable polyol transporter 4. Gene Ontology annotation, biological process: transmembrane transport. The coding region runs from base 120 to 1748 and encodes 542 amino acids. The transcript has 2 exons. Gene Ontology annotation, cellular component: membrane. Lineage: Eukaryota; Viridiplantae; Streptophyta; Pinopsida; Cupressales; Cupressaceae. The record is from RefSeq and is a predicted model, not a curated record. Gene Ontology annotation, molecular function: myo-inositol:proton symporter activity.